Podospora bellae-mahoneyi is the source of this 1246-nucleotide messenger RNA. RefSeq lists its product as uncharacterized. NCBI's taxonomy places the organism in Eukaryota, Fungi, Ascomycota, Sordariomycetes, Sordariales, Podosporaceae. Gene Ontology annotation, molecular function: mRNA binding. Bases 149 to 1246 code for a protein of 365 amino acids. Gene Ontology annotation, cellular component: nucleus. The transcript is spliced from 7 exons. The record is from RefSeq and is a predicted model, not a curated record.
CAACGGCCCCACUUGUGUCUAAAGGCCUUGGCGUUCCAUUCUCCAACUGUGUUGCGACCGCAACUUUGAACCAACUCUAGACCAUUGCCAACAUCACCUAGAUCGCCUCCCGUUUUCGAUCUUUGCCCUCCCUACCAAAUUGCCCAGCAUGGAACGUAUUCUCGACCGCAGCCUUGACGAGAUCCUUGCCGACCGCAAGCAGAACAACAGAGGAGGCAAUCGGGGAAACCGCGGCGGCAACAGCAGCAAUUCCCGGGACGGUCGUCUCCGUAGGCGCGACAACAACAACAACAACAACAACGACAAUCGGUCGGAUUAUCCCAGGGAUGGCGUAAGAAAGUCCUUCAGAGACGAAGCGCCUCGCAACCUCGACACAUAUUUCGACCCAUCGGCCCUGGUUAAGACACAGGCCGGAAAAUUGACGGAUUCCGCAGCGAAUGGGUUCAUGACAGAUAUGAGGAUCAUGGGAGCCGCCGAUCUGCUCCGAGAAGACGAAACUCGAACGAGUACUCUGGGUAUGGCAGGAUACCAUGGAGUGUUCUAUUUUCAUGUACGCGACUCGAGAGGCAGCAAGAUCCGUGUGGAUAAUAUCCACUAUGAGUUGACGCAAGAGGAGUUGGAGGGACUCUUUUCCAGCAUUGGCCCUCUCGUCAAGUUGGAGAUGAAGUAUGACCGCGCCGGCCGCUCAGAGGGUACAGCGUUUGUCACGUACCAGUCAUCCCACGACGCUGCACAGGCGAUCAAGGAGUUUGACGGUGCCAACGCUGCCGGCCAACCAAUCCGCCUUGCCAUGAUGCCUACGGGUCCAAGGCGCAACCCAUUUGAUACUGCGAUCAACCCGCGCCCGCUUGCCGAGCGUAUCACAGUCCCGAGCGGCAGAUCCCGCUCGCUUUCGCCCCAUCGCCAGUCUGAUGAGGAGGCCGCUCGCAAGGGCAUCGAUAGAUACCGACCUGGCGCCAGUCGUUCGCGCAGCCCUAUGCCCCCGAGACGUCGUGAAGGAGGUGGAGGUGGCCGGAGACAGGGCGGGGGUGGCCGUCGGGAGCGUGGAGGUGGUAAACGUGACGACGGCGGGCGUGGCGGUGGUGAGAAGUCUGAGAGACGUCCAAAGAAGACCCAAGAGGAGUUGGACGCCGAGAUGGAGGAUUACUUUGGCGGUGGUGGUGCUCAGCAGAACGAUGCGGCUCCUGCUGCGAAUGGUGCGGCGGCUCAGCAGCAAACUGACGGGGACAUUGACAUGAUUGAGUAG